Messenger RNA from Sphaeroforma arctica JP610, 197 nucleotides. RefSeq lists its product as hypothetical. Gene Ontology annotation, cellular component: mitochondrion. The record is from RefSeq and is a predicted model, not a curated record. The annotation marks the transcript as partial. Gene Ontology annotation, biological process: mitochondrial respiratory chain complex II assembly. Lineage: Eukaryota; Ichthyosporea; Ichthyophonida. The transcript has a single exon.
AUGAUGAAAGCUGCGACGGCAGCGGCCACGUUUAAAAGACAUAGUAAGCUCCAACAGGACGUAUUAACGUUGUACCGUGAUUUCCUGCGAGCAAUCAAAACUAAACCGAUUGAGAACCAGCCGGUGUUUUAUAGGGCUGUGCGCGAUGGAUUCAACCAAAAUACUGUGAUAUCAAAGCGUGAUAUCAACAAGAUAGA